AUGGUUCGUUACGUGUUUUGCUUUCGAGGGUCACGGUUCAGUGCAUGUUGCCAGUGCAGCGUGCGGAAAUAUACCUGUGCCAACCUGGUUGCUAACAGGAAGCGUGAUGUCGUGUUGAGUGAGCCGGCCAUCCAGGUGCGGCGUAAAGGGAAAGGGAAGCAGAUCUGGGCUCUGGAGAAGAUGGAGAACAGGCUGGUGGACAUGAGGGAGCUCUACCAGGAGUGGAAGGACUUUGACGAAGAUAACGCUGUGAUGCGGUCCUACUUCAAACGUGCCGACCCGUUCUUCGACGAGCAGGAGAACCACUCUCUGAUCGGCGUGGCUAACGUCUUCCUGGCAUGCCUGUUCUACGACGUCAAGCUGCAGUACGCAGUGCCCAUCAUCAACCAGAAGGGAGAGGUUGCAGGCCGGCUGCAUGUGGAGGUGAGGCCGGGAACAGAGAGCUCUGAGGAGGACGCUGCAGGACAGAGCAACUCAGACGGAGACACACAGGACCGCAAACUGGACUGUGUGGUGAAAAUCCUCCAGGCCAACGGUCUGCCUCGCCACCUGUCCAACUUUGUCUUCUGCCAGUAUCACUUCUGGGGGCAGCAGGAGUCGGUGUUCAUCGCUCCAGAGAUGCAGCCGUCCAGCUCGCCUGCAGAGUCCAGAGACCCUCAGUGCACGGUGGUCUUCGACAGCGCCAGGGAGUUUUCGGUGUCAGUGUCGGAGGAUUUUGUGGAGUUCUUGGCUGAUGGGGCUGUGGCCAUCGAGGUGUACGGACACAAGCAGGCCAACCACCGCAGGAACCUGGCUCUGUGGGACCUGGGAGUGAUUCAAGCCAAAACCAGAACCCUCAGAGACAGGUGGAGCGAGGCGACCCGCCACCUGGAGCUGUGGGUGCAGCUGAUGGAGCUGAAUGAGGCCGGACAGUUCACCCCUGUGGAGGUUCUCCCCGCUAAAGACGUCCACACGGGGGGGGUCUUCCAGCUCAGACAGGGCCAGUCUCGCCGGGUCCAAGUGGAGGUGCGUCCAGUACCAGAAUCUGGCACCAUGCCCCUCAUCGCCGCCUCCAUCCUCUCUGUGUCCAUCGGAGACGUCAAGAUCCGACAGACCCGGGUCUCCAGAGGCAGUGAAUCACAUUGGGGUGGGGAUGAAGAGAUGGACAGCUACCAGGAGGCAGAUCUGGAGAGGUUGAGGGAACAGUGGCUGGUGACGCUCACUCAGAGACAGGAGUAUCUGGACCAGCAGCUGCAGAAGAUAGUUUCCAAACCAGAUAAGUCGGAGGAUGAUGUUGAGAGGGAGUCUCAGCUGCUGGAGUGUCGUCUGACGCUCACCGAAGAACGCAACGCUGUCCUGGUGCCGUCGGCCGGCAGCGGCAUCCCCGGAGCGCCGGUGGAGAGGGUUCCUGUUUCUGGGAUGGAAACACACAUUCCUGUCCUGUUCCUGGAUCUCAGCGCUGAUGAUUUCCAGUCUAGUCUAUCUGCUCCGUUGGCCGGGGGGCUGGAUGCCCUCCUCAGUGGGGAGGAGGAGGACGACUUCUUUGACCUCCAUAUUGUUAAACACUUUGAUCCAGAGGUGAAGGUGGAGGCCUCCUGGGACUCGACGGUGCACGAGUGUCCCCAGCUGAGCCGCGUGGCGCCGGUCGAUCAGAGGGUGUACCUGACGGUCAGCACGGUGGUGCAGCUCAGCCACCCCGCCCACAUGCAGCUGGUGCUCAGGAAACGCAUCUGUGUCAACGUCACCGGAAGACAGGGUUUCGCUCAGAGUCUGCUGAAGAGGAUGUCUCAGCGCAGCGCCAUCCCCGGCUGUGGAGUCACGUUUGAAAUAGUUUCUAACAUCCCAGGGGACAUCCAUGGUCCAGAGGACAGAGAGAUGUUGGCCCGGCUUGCUGCCAGCACCGAGGACGACCAAUCAGCUGACAGUGAGGCGGCCAUAGAGAAGUAUCUGCGCAGCGUCCUGGCUGUGGAGAACGUCCUGACUCUGGACAGACUCAGACAGGAGGUGGCUGUAAAGGAACAGCUGGCAGUCCGAGGGAAAGCUCCCAGACGCUGCCUGAGCUCUCCAAACAUCCACCGACUGUCAGCCAGCAGUCUGGAUCUCUACUCCUCCACUCAUAGGCUCAAUGACUUUAAGGGCUGGGAGAGCCACCAGGACCUCUCCUAUGUCCCGCCUCCAUCCAGACGCACUCUGCCCAGCUCCAUAUCCCAGACCCUGAACCCAGACACAGUGCAUCCAGGCUUUGCUGAGUCUUAUCUCUCUCCAGUGAAGGCUGUUCCAAAGCUGCUGAAGUCCCUGCUUCCUGGUGGCAGAGCAGCUGGUAAAGAGCAGACGGCUGUCCAUCAGCAGGUGUUCUGUCCUGAUCCAGAGAGGGAUAGGAUAGCUGUGUUUGACAUGCUCUCUGAUGGUAGACAUGUUGUCCAUAGUUUGCCUCGCAUCCUGGUGCAGUCAGCCAGUGUUGAAGAGGGCAUGAGCAAACACCAGCAGCCGGUUCCCAUUGAGGCAAUCAUUCCUGACCUCCAAACAGAGAGCCCCAGAUCCAAGCCCCUCCCACCGCCAAUCCUCCCGGAGACAGAAGACUCCCUCCCCAGCCCGACCAGCGAAUCAUCGAGCGGUUACAUUUCAACAAGCAUGUCUACAGCAACGCUAGCAGAUGUCUACACCCUGAGCUGGGACCUGCCUCCCUCUGACGUCAUGGAGGCGCUGCCAGAUGAAGAGGAUGAAGAGAACGGAGUGACACAUUACAACCCUUACCCUGAGUCAAUCUUUCGUAAGGAUCAAUCAGAGCCUCAGGAGUCAUUUCUGGUGUUGGACUAUGAGGCAGCUCAAGAGAGGCCUGACUCGCCACCGUCCAAACCAUACGUUACUCCGUCAGAUUCAAACCUGAGUCAACAAGAACCAAAUGAGUCUCCAUCGGUCCAGGAGCAAAAUGAGUCUGAUUCAGUUGCAGAAUCACACUUAUUACAAGAGUCAACAGUUGAUAAUGUUGCAUCAGAACAAUUAGACCAUUUUGAGCCACUUGAAGAUUCAAUGCUAGUAGAAGAGAAUGAAACAAAACAGACAGAAAUUCCAGAAACGGAAGACCCAAAACCAGAACCUCCUUCAACAGAAGAACUCGAGUUAGCUACAACCGACGAGACAGAAGCUGAACAGUCACUCCACCAUGAAACACAACUAUCUGCACCAGAAGCUCAGUCUGAAACAAUUGUUCAAGACCAAACAAUCUGCGACACUUCUGAAGAUCCAACCCCAAAACUGGUCCCAGCUGUGUCAGAAGUCCUGGUUUCAGUUUCUGCCCCAUCAGAAGAUUUGGUUCUUCUUGCUUCAUCCCAAGAACUGUCACCCCACCAUGAAACACAACAAUCUUCAAAAAAGGGUCCGUCUGAACCAGCCGUCCAAGACCAAACAACCUGCAACAGUGUCCAAGAUCCAAGCAAAAUCCUGGUCCCAGCUGUGUCAGAAGUCCUGGUUCCAGUUCCUGCCUCAUCAGUAGAUUUGGUUCUUCUUGCAUCCUCCCAAGAACUGUCACCCCAGCAUGAAAUACAACAAUCUGCAAAAAAGGGUCCGUCUGAACCAGCCGUCCAAGACCAAACGACCUGCGACAGUGUCCAAGAUCCAACCGAAUACCUGGUCCCAGCUGUUCUAGAAGUCCCGGUUCCAGCUCCUGCCUUAUCAGAAGAUUUGUUUUCGGCCUCAUCCCAAGAACAAGCCACCACUGAGGCCUCAAACCUAAAAGACAGCUCUGUCCCAACUUCUUCCUCAACCACAGAUGACGUCCAAGAGGAAGAACCUGUCGAUGCGUCCAAUAAAACUUCCUCAGCAGAUUCUCUGUCUAACGUUCAGCCUUCCAAACCUGAUACCGCUGUUGCAAACCCCUUCAAGAUCAAGAAGGUGAAAUCUUCAGACCUCAAGUCCUUUCAGCGUAUUGUGGGAGAGGAGGAGGAUCAGCUUGGGCAGAUGGACCGGGCCAGCAGCCUCGGAGCAGGACUAAACCUCUCUGUGCCCAUGGAAACCCUGGAAAUCAUCUCAGACUCCGAGGAAGGAGAUGCAACGGCAGUUCUUCCUGACUGGUUGAAAGAAGGGGAGUUUGUGACCGUGGGGAACAAUAAGAACGGCACCGUGCGCUACCUUGGACCCACAGAUUUUGCAGUGGGAACCUGGGUGGGAGUGGAACUGGAGGUACCGGCAGGAAAAAAUGACGGUUCAGUGGGCGGCAAACACUACUUCCACUGUAACCCUGGUUACGGCGUGCUGGUUAGGCCGCACAGGGUCAACCGGGGUGCCGGCAAGCGCCGCCACAAACAACAGAAGCGCCGCAGUGCCAACCUGUCCGGAUCCAGCCCAAACCUGGCAGCCCUCACCGUGUUGGCUAAAGGUGAAGGGGGGGUGGCAUCAGCCGGCCGCAGCAGGGGAGAGAACCGCAAGUCGUGGAACACUUAGGAGGUUCUAAACCUGCCGAACGGCUCGAUGCUGGACCCCCACAUGCAGCAGAUGGUUGUUUAAGUGUUGGCAUGUGACCCCUCAUCAGAUUUUAAUGGUUCAUCUAUUGAAAGAUUAUCCUAGCCAAUGGACUUGUUUUAUGGUUAAAUGGAUAUAUUUUAUCAGACAAUUUGAAUGUUUUUAGGUAUGUAGAUUCCAGUAACAACCUUUUCUAUGCAAUUAUAAUAAUUUGUAAUCGUGGCUGUCUCACUUGAAUGGAUUAAUCUUAGUCCCAGCUCAGAAUCAGCAGUUUUCCAUUCCAUGUUUUGCCACAUGCCUGGCAUUGCAAAUAUGGUUAAAUGUAUCCAAAGUUCACUUGAUUACUGUACACUGUAAGACUCCAGGUAACACUACUUCUUCAUGUGCUCACAUUUCUACUGUUCAAGACUCAUUAUGCAGCUGCAUGUUUGGAUAGACUUCAAAGUGUUGCACAUGGUUUUAUACCUAUUGGUUUUUCUUUUUUUAAUUAUUGUGCCUUGAAAUAUUAUGACUACUAUGAUGCCUAUGUGCCUUAGUGUUAAAUCACCAGUGCUGAUAGGUUGGAAAUUGUCAAACCAGAGCUUAUUACAGCUCUUGAAUGUGUAUUUCUACUGUUUUAGAACAAAGAAUACUUGCACUGCCUUUUAAACAAUUCUACUGAAAAUGUGCAACAAUGUUAAUCAUUUUUUUUCUAAGUGUGUCAAGAUCGAAUGAAAGUGGCUUCAUUUUGGAGAUGUGUGCCAGUUUUUGGGGAUUUAUUUUAGACUAGUACGUUUUUAAUUACAAUGUGUGUAUGGGAAUACUUGAGGGAUUUUGUUGAACGCAGAGUAUUAAUUGUUUUGGGUAAGUACAAUAUUUUAUAUUAUGCCUGAAAGAUUAUUUAUUUAAAAAUGAAGACAUACAACUGAUGCUAAAAGCGAAAUUCUCUUUUAUAUUGUUGAAUAAACUUAAUUCUGCCCU
Molecule: messenger RNA, 5397 nt
Organism: Notothenia coriiceps (black rockcod)
Lineage: Eukaryota; Metazoa; Chordata; Actinopteri; Perciformes; Nototheniidae
Product: kinesin-like protein KIF13B
Exons: 26
Coding region: 1-4419 (1472 amino acids)
Source: RefSeq, a predicted model, not a curated record